CGGAUCCCACACUUGCGGCAGUGGAUGCCCGCGUGACGUCCAUGAGUCAGGCGUUAGUUCAGAUGCAGCAAGAUCUGGAGACUAGGUUUUCUCGGUUAGAGGCCACGAUCCUCUCGAACCGCUCCAUACUUGGUCCUCCACCAGGGGGUCACGGUUCGGCGUCGGGUUCUGGGGGAGAAGCCGGUACGGGUGGGCGGACGCCAGGAUACACCCCAAAACCGAAACUGGAAUCUCCCAAAUGUGACGGCAAGGAUCCAGUUCGUUGGCUUUAUAAGGCGGAAGAAUAUUUCAAGUUUUAUGACACACCGCCCGACGAUCGUUUGAAAUGUGUGGCUUUGAUGUUGGAGGGUCCCGCGGCCGACUGGUUCCGUUGGCGUAUGAAUGCCGGUUUGAUCGACGAUUGGCAUGACUUCAUCCGUAAGUUUAAGCUUCGGUUUGAUCCCCUUCACUUUGUGGAUUAUAUUGGGCAGUUGGCAAAACUCCGGCAAACGACGGGCGUUAUGGAGUAUCAAACAGAGUUCGAGCGGAUUUUACAACACGUCACGGGGGCCAGUGAGGAGACACUUAUAUCCUUAUUCCACGCAGGGUUAAAACAACAUUUGCAGCAUGAAAUUUGCCUAUUGAAACCCACAUCGCUGUCCGAUUCUUUUGCUCUCGCUCAUGAAUUAGAGGCCAAACAUGCAGCCCUUGUUACCUCGGUCUCUCAACGCCAACUUCUGUGGAACCGCUCUGGUUCUGGAGGCAUUCGAGCAUUGCCUUCAACCCUGGGGGUCCCUUCAGGCUUGGGGAAACCUGCGCCAGAGAGUACUCCAGCAACUGGGCCGAUUAAACGUCUCUCGCGGGCAGAAAAGUUGGAGAAAGAUGCUAAAGGCCUAUGCUAUAAUUGUGAUCAAAAGUGGUCCAGAGACCAUAAAUGCGGCCGUUUUUUUAUUCUUAUGGGCGACGAGGAGGACGAUCAACCAUUGGUGGAGGUUCCCGAUGAGACAGUGGUGGCAGCCGAUAUCUCUAGCUUGCAUAGCCUAAUGGGGGUUUCAUCUCCACGCUCUCUUCGGUUGCAAGGCCGUGUUGGGAAGCAUGAGGUUCAGGUAUUGAUUGACGGCAGAAGCACUCAUAAUUUUGUUCACCCCGACCUCGUCUCCAAAGCGCAAUUACCCGUGUCUGCUAUGCCUCCGUUUCGAGUUUAUGUGGGAAACGGCGAUUACCUUUUAUGCGAUAAACAAUGCGUUGGUGUUGAUCUCGAGUUGCAAGGGACGGUAUUUACGGUGGAUUUAUUUGUUCUGUUCGUUCAUGGCCACGAUCUUGUUUUGGGCGUGCAGUGGUUACAACAAUUAGGACGGGUCACUCACGAUUAUGCGGCGUUAACCAUGGAAUUUCUUUGGCAGGAGAAACCAGUGAGGCUGCAAGGGGGUAGUCCGGAGCUUCGCAGAGUGUCUCUAAAUUCCCUCCAUGCCUUAAGGACCUCUGCCAAAGUCACUGAGUGGUUCGAACUCCAGUUCUUGGGGGAAAUUGGCCAAUUGAACACUCUCGACUCCGUGCCGGGCACGCCUUCGUCGUCCCCAACCACAGUUUGCCCGACGGCUAUUGAGCAAAAUCCAUCAGCCAGGGCAAUACCACAGAACCUGACCUCCGCCGCCUACACGAAGAGCAUGCCAGAGGUGGCUUACUCUCACCUUAUUCUGUGCGAGAUGGCCUACUCUAUUAUCAGCAUCGUUUAUGCAUUGGAGCAAAUUCACCCCUACGGGAAGUCCUUAUUCGUGAGCAUCAUGACACUCCUAUGGCGGGACAUGGGGCCACCCUCGUUCCUCCCUUAUACACCAGGGGAGAGUUCCCUGCCUUCGAUCGACUCCUUACUUACGGAACGGACAGAGCUUUUACGGACCUUACGUUCUAAUCUCGAGAGGGCACAACAGCGGAUGCGUGAGAUGGCUAACAAAAAACGUCGUGAGUUAAGUUUUGCCGUGGGGGAUUGGGUUUUGUUGAAGUUACAGCCGUACCGGCAGGUUUCGGUUCAUCGCCGCUCUUCUCACAAAUUAUCUCGUCGCUAUUAUGGUCCCUUCGAGGUGGCGGCCAGAAUUGGGGAGACUGCCUAUCGCCUGGUGCUCCCGGAUCAUGCCCGAAUUCAUCCUGUAUUUCAUGUAUCCCUCCUCAAACCUUACAAGGGACCCCGGACGCCGGCAGCCGUAGCAACCCUGCCGAGCGACUACGUGGAUGGUCGCCCUGUGUCGCAGCCUCUGCGUGUGCUGGAUUAUCGAACUAUCCUGGUGGAUGGUGGCUUGGAGCAGCAAGCACUUGUGGAAUGGACGGAGGGUGGCGUGACUGAAGCUACGUGGGAAUCCGUGGAUGAGCUACGCCGGUGCUAUCCCCUUCUCCACCUUGCGGACAAGGUGGUUGUCCAACCGGGGGGGAUGUUGUGAAUAAUAAUGGGGGGACGGAGAACCAACAUGGGGACCGUGACAUGCAGGACAUGCAACGUGGGGAUGACCCUCCGGUGGUUCGCCGAGGAACGAGAACUAGACGACCUCUGAGAUGGCGUGAUGAUUUCGUCUCUUAAUGCAUUCUUUUAUUGAGAGGAUUAUUAAUUAUUAUUAUUAUUAUUAGCUUUUGGGAACAACUUUAUUUAUUGUAAUAGUUAGGGUGUCGAGUGGAAAUAUAAGCUCCUUUCCGGG
Messenger RNA from Cuscuta campestris, 2666 nucleotides. NCBI's taxonomy places the organism in Eukaryota, Viridiplantae, Streptophyta, Magnoliopsida, Solanales, Convolvulaceae. The record is from the annotation of a GenBank genome assembly.